Solanum stenotomum is the source of this 1281-nucleotide messenger RNA. RefSeq names its product sesquiterpene synthase 14b-like. The coding region runs from base 26 to 1009 and encodes 327 amino acids. The transcript has 4 exons. The record is from RefSeq and is a predicted model, not a curated record. NCBI's taxonomy places the organism in Eukaryota, Viridiplantae, Streptophyta, Magnoliopsida, Solanales, Solanaceae. Gene Ontology annotation, molecular function: terpene synthase activity; magnesium ion binding.
AAAAGGAAGAGAGAGUAAAUUAAAAAUGAGUGUAGCAAUGGUUGAUUCUUCCAGCAGCAAUAUUAAACGUCCAUUGGCAAAUUUUCACUCAACUGUUUGGGGAAAUUAUUUCCUCUCUUACACUCCUCAACUCACGGAAAUUAGUGUCGAAGAAAAAAUUGAACUUGAAGAGUUGAAAGAAAAAGUCAAGAAAAUGCUAAUUGAAAUACCAAAUAAUUGUACACAAAAACUUGUCUUGAUUGACGCAAUCCAACGACUGGGAGUUGCAUAUCAUUUCAAAAAUGAGAUUAAGACAUCCCUUCAGAAUAUUUUUGAUGAGUCAGAACAAAGUAAAAAUGAAGAUGAUGACGAUCUUUAUAUUGUUGCUCUUCGUUUUCGACUAGUGAGACAACAAAGGCAUUACAUGUCUGCUGAUGUGUUCAAGAAAUUCACAGACCAUGAUGGAAAGUUCAAGAAAAAUCUUACUAAAGAUGUUCGGAGAUUAUUAAGUUUAUAUGAAGCAACACAUCUACGAGUACACGAUGAAGAGAUUCUCGAAGAAGCUCUAACUUUUACCAUCACUCAUCUAGAGGCCAUGGUCCCAAAAUUGAGCAACUCACUCAAGGCCCAUGUUAGUGAAGCCUUAAGCCAGCCCAUUCAUACAAAUCUACCAAGGUUGUUAGCAAGAAAAUACAUAGGUAUGUAUGAGAAGAUUGAAUUGUGUAACGAUUUGCUUUUGAAAUUCGCGAAAUUGGAUUUCAAUAUUCUACAAAAGUUGCAUCAAGGAGAGCUUGGCGAGCUUACAAGGUGGUGGAAAAAUCAAGAUUUCGCGAAGCAAUUUCCAUAUGCUAGAGAUAGAUUGGUGGAGUGUUACUUUUGGGUAGCUGGUGUGUACUUUGAACUUCAACAUAGUCGUGCAAGAAAAAUGAUGAUAAAAUUAUUCACGACAUACGUCAUUAUUGAUGACACAUAUGAUGCUUAUGCAACCUAUGAUGAACUUGUGGCUUUCACAAAUGCAAUCGAUAGGUAAACUAUACACUAAUGAUUUUCUCACGCGUUCAAAUGAGUAGGAAAAUAAAAUGUGUCAAGUACAUGUUACUAUUAUGAGAUGAUUUGUAUAAAUAAGAAAUUUUAGCUUGUAACUUCGAUCCAAACUCUUAACAUGCAGAUGUGAUGACAUAAGUGCCAUUAAUUUAGUAUCACCCAAUUUGAGACCUGUUUAUUGAACUCUUCUAGACCGUUAUGAUGAAAUAGAAGAAGAAUUGACCAAAGAAGGUAAAUUGGAAUGUCUCUACUAUGCAA